This is a messenger RNA of Hibiscus syriacus, 932 nucleotides long. RefSeq names its product COMM domain-containing protein 9-like. The transcript has 5 exons. NCBI's taxonomy places the organism in Eukaryota, Viridiplantae, Streptophyta, Magnoliopsida, Malvales, Malvaceae. The record is from RefSeq and is a predicted model, not a curated record. The coding region runs from base 151 to 717 and encodes 188 amino acids.
ACCUGGGCCGUUGCCUGUGUGGUUAACUGCAACGUGAUCAAAAUUCAAUUCUAAGCUCUGGGUCUUGUAGGAGGGGAAGGUUUAUCCCUAGGAGCUUGAGAAAUCGAACAUCAAAGUUCGAGUUUUUGAAGAAGAUAAAGAGGGAGAUAAAUGGAGCGUACGCUUUGGGGACAUUUACCGUUGUUAGUAAGAGCGAAUUCCAAAGAAUCAGUAGAAUUCAUUCUUCAAACCCUCUGGAGAACUCGGAAAUCUGGUCUCGACGCCGAUGACCGUCGCCUCCUCUGCGAAAUGCUUCAGCUCCAAAACGAGUCCGACCUCGACCCACUUCUAUUAUGUCUCCGUGUGUUAAUCCGUAAAUGUGUUUAUGAGAACAUCAGCAAAGAUAAUAUUCAAAAGGUGUUUCCCGAGGAGGUUCUUCCUGAAAUACAAAGACUGUUGACACUUUUGCUGCAAAAGUUUCAAAGAGAAUGGCAAGCUGAUAUACACAUGGAUAAGGUUUCUUUGCCACGCUUAAAGGCAAUGACUUGGAAUACAGCAACUCAGGACACUGAAAUGAUGGAACCGUUGGCCGUUCUCAAUUUGAAGCUUCAAAAUGAUGCACAGGCUCCACAAGAAGAGUUGGAUUUGAAGUUCCAAUUAGCCAAAGAAACACUGGAUACAAUGCUGAAAUCGAUGUACUGUAUAAGAGAUCAGUUGUCAAAUUUGGGUGAGACAUAAAUGGACUUUUUCUCCAGGGAAACAAUUGCAGUGUAUUUUACCGAUGAUAUCACCCAAAAUGGUACAGGCAAACAACUUACCCUCAAAAAUCCAGUGUUCUCUAGAUUUUACUUUGCUUGUCAUCUUUAUGGAAACUGUUCGAGUUAGCAUGUUAUGUUCAACUCUUUUUAUGUAACAUUCGUUUGUGAAAGAAACAAGGGGCUAUGUUUCUUCGA